AUGCGCUUGCCAUCUCCGUCGCUCGAUUGCCGCUUCCCUGCUGGCGGCGCUCUCGUUUCGUGCGCCCUCGUGUUUCGUGCGCCCUCGUGUUUCGUGCGCCCUCGUGUUUCGUGCGCCCUCGUGUUUCGUGCGCCCUCGUGUGCGCGACCGUUGUAUUCUCCCGUCCCACCCUCCGCCCACCUCAAUUCCCAUCUGUCCCCUCUUCAUCCCCACCGUGCCGCCCAUCAUCGCGCCGCGCCAGACGCGCAAGUGCCAGCCACGACGGAGGUCGAGGAGCGCCCGACGGAGGCCGUCGAGUCGACGGCGACGGAGGGCGCGCGGCCGCUGCGCAAGUUCAAGCUGCGCGAGGUGCGCGAGAUGUGCGACGGGUUCUCGUCCAAGUGCCCCGUGCUGGGCGAGGGCUCCUUCGGCACCGUCUACCGCGGCUCGGCGGACCUCGACGGGCGCGCCGUCGACGUGGCGGUGAAGCGGCUCAGCGCGGAGAGCCAGCAGGGCGUCGACGAGUGGCUGGUGCGUCGCGCCGCUUGGGGUGUGACUUUUAAGACGAGUGGGGGUUGCGUGCGGCUUGAGGGUGCGCGCCCGCCUGAGGGAUGCGCACUCGCGGAGGUGCUGAUUCUGGACCGGCUGCGCCAUGCGAAUCUGGUGGAGCUGCUGGGGUACUGCAAGGAGAAGGGCGAGUGCCUGCUCGUCUACCACUACUACGCCAACGACAGCGUUGAAACAGCCCUCUUCAAUCGCAAGCGCGCGGGGCAGGAGCCGUUCUCGUGGGAGCGGCGGGUGAGCGUGGCGUGGCAGGCGGCAGAGGCGCUGGCGUAUCUGCACGCCAACGACGUGAUUCACCGCGACUUCAAGCCCUCCAACGUGCUGCUCGAUGCGGACUGGACGGCGAAGCUGAGCGACUUUGGGAUGUGCAAAGAGCAGGAGGCGGGCAAGUCACACGUGUCCACGCGCGUCAUGGGCACUCUGGGGUACCUCGACCCUGACUACAUGGAAACAGGGCUGCUGCGGCAGAGCUCGGACGUGUAUGCCUUCGGGGUGUUCCUGCUGGAGCUGAUCACGGGCAAGCGCGCGGUGUCCGACACGGGGCAGCCGCUCACCAGCUGGGUGUUCCCCUUGCUGGACCAGAAGAAGCCCGAGAUCGACCUGCUGAUCGACUCGGCGCUGGAGAGCAGCUUUGACCGCGAUAGCGCGCUCAAGAUCGCCGUCAUCGCCAAGUUCUGCAUCGGCGACGAGGAGCUGCGCCCCGAGAUGACCGCCGUCGCUGAGAGGCUCAAGAAGCUUGUUGUCUCGUGA
Molecule: messenger RNA, 1293 nt
Organism: Closterium sp. Yama58-4
Lineage: Eukaryota; Viridiplantae; Streptophyta; Zygnematophyceae; Desmidiales; Closteriaceae
Source: the annotation of a GenBank genome assembly